This is a messenger RNA of Xiphophorus hellerii (green swordtail), 3175 nucleotides long. RefSeq names its product bile acid-CoA:amino acid N-acyltransferase-like. Gene Ontology annotation, molecular function: fatty acyl-CoA hydrolase activity. The coding region runs from base 40 to 1464 and encodes 474 amino acids. Gene Ontology annotation, biological process: fatty acid metabolic process; acyl-CoA metabolic process. The transcript has 12 exons. The record is from RefSeq and is a predicted model, not a curated record. NCBI's taxonomy places the organism in Eukaryota, Metazoa, Chordata, Actinopteri, Cyprinodontiformes, Poeciliidae.
UCCCUUUAAUACGUGAACAUAGCACACAGAGAGGACGUGAUGUUCAGGCCACAUGUGAGUGUGAAAGCUAUAGUGCGGCUCGGUCACAUCAAGAUGAAACCAGACUUCACUACUUGGAGGAAACUGGCAGGUUUGCAGCAGCUUACAGGGAAAGUUCGGUGGAUGAGCAACACCAGACCCGCUCCUGUUUUGACGGCCGCUCCUGUUCGCGCCCUCGUUGACGAGCAGAUCGGCAUUAGAGGACACUUCCUGCCCCCACGCUGUCCCGUCACAGUGCAUGCAAGAAUGCACUGCGACGAGGGAGUCCUAUGGGAGUCAUUCGCUCAUUAUAACACAGAUGAGAGGGGAACUUUUAGCUUAACUCGUGAUCUUUCAGUGGGAGGCUCCUAUUUGGGCUGCGAGCCGAUGGGACCCUUCUGGAGUAUGCGGCCAGCUCCUGGAGGAAGAGAAGGUUUAAGACUGAGGAAGAAGAAUGUGGAGAGUCCUUACAUGGUGCAUGUUUCUCUGCUGGAAGGCCACGUCUCAGCCAGCGAAGGGCAACGCUCUGAGCUGGCAGCGGUGACUGCUGAACGGUGGUACAUCGCACCAGGAGUGAAGAGGAUAGAGAUUAAUCAAAAUGGACUCGUAGGAACAUUGUUCAUACCACCUGGUCCAGGCCCGUUUCCAGCCAUGUUGGAUCUGUGGGGAAUAGGUGGAGGACUGCAGGAAUACCGUUCCUCUCUCCUUGCAUCCAGAGGCUACGCUAGUUUUUCUCUUACCUACCUUGGGCACAAAGAUCUGCCUGGCCCACUAAACCGUAUCAACGUCGGAGAUUCAUAUUUUAAGGCUGCCUUCCUCCUGCUUCAGGAUCACCCUCAGGUCGUCUCAGACAGAGUCGGCAUCAUUGGCCUCUCCUUCGGAUGCUACUUUAUGCUUCGCAUCGCCACCAAAACCGGAGUUAAACCAUCUUGUUUGGUUUGUAUCAACGGCCCUGUGGGAGCCGUUGAUACAAACUACGUAGUGUCACUCUUGAAUUCAGUGAAAUCAGACGGCAGGACAGAAGAGUCUGACAGUUCCCAGAAAUUUUGGAAUUUUGAUGAUGAGGGCUGUGUCAUUUUCAAAGACGUCACUCUGCCUGCUAAUAUUCCUCCUGACAAGUUUCUUAAGGUGGAGAAGCUCGACUGUCCUCUGAUGUACAUAGUGGGUGAAGAUGACCUGAGUUGUGCAAGCAUUGAGAACGCAGAUCUGAUUGAGGAGAGGUUAAGGUCGGCCGGUAAAUCCCACCUGUUCACCCGCUUGUCCUACCCCGGCGCUGGUCACCUGAUUGAGCCGCCCUAUUCCCCGAGUGCAAGAGCGUCCAUGUGGUCUGUCAAACCCAAGAAAUUGAUCACGAUGUGGGGCGGCCACCCUGCACCGCACGCUGCUGCCCAGGAAGAUGCAUGGAAGAAAAUGUUGGAUUAUUUGGAGAAAAAUCUGAGAAGCUGAAUAUCUGGAGAGAUGCUGGAUUUGAGAAAUUUUUAUACGAAGAAACGUAAAUUGGAGCUCGAGUUCAAUUUGCACAAAAAUGGACAAGUUAAUUUGUUGCAAUGCAGUAAAUUGUAGAUCAUCCACAAAAGAGAGCCGCUUGGUUUUAGCUGUCAUUCUAGUGCCAACCACUGGACACACAUCAGCGAGGAGGAAAUUCACAGCAGCAGCAAAUCUUUACAUAUAUUAUGUUUUAUAAAACUCCUGUAGAAACUGAGCUGCUGCUGGUUCAGAAACUACCAUCCAGGUACGGAUGAUGGUUCCCAAAUACUGACCCAAAUACUGGGCAUUUCAUUUCAAGCAGCAAAGUUCAUAACAAACUACUGAACUGUGCAAAAAUGUACCAAUUCCCCAAGCAGAAUAAAUCAUGUUAUGAAAAACAUCAUAAUAUAAAAAAGAUUUAACAACAACCUGCUUUCUAAGUUGGUUAAAAUACAAAAUAAUCAAGUCACACUAGUAGACAAACAGAGUCAGACUUCCAGAUUUUCUCAAGUGUUUAAUGAAUAUAUAGUGCAAACAUAUAGUGCAAAUAUACUGAUCAAUGUUUGUGGGCCUGGUUGAAGAUUUCGUGACAUGCUGAAGUAACCAUGGCGAUGAGGGCUACGAACUCUUUGAAGUCGAUCUCCAGGUCUCCGUUCUGGUCCAGAUCAGUGAAGAGCCGGUCCAGGAUCUUCUUGUCCUUAAUUUUCUGUUUAUAAGGAAAAGUGUUGAUUAAAUGCAGGAACUAGACAAAUAAAUCAGAUAAGAUGGAAAAACUACAGAAGCACUGUGACAUUUGAUUCAUAGAUCUUGGCAGUUUCACUCAUGCAAAUCUUGAGUUUGAGUUCCUGCUGUGAUUAAAGUAAUCAGAUUAAAUCACUCGCCUUGAUGAAGUGAUUCAUCUCAUUGUUGAUGAGAGCUUUAAGGUCUGCCUUCCUCAGCGUGCAGUUGUGACCCGAGUAUUUAUGGAAAACUUUAAUGAUACUGGCCAUACCACUCUCCAACUCUGAGAAAUCAUCUGUAGAGGCCUACAACAAACAAUUUAAAACCAAAACACCAUCAUUUAGAUUUACUGUAUCCCAUACAUGUAAAUGUUCAUUAGUAUGACUUAAAAAAAUAAACCAGAAACUUUCUUUGUUUCUUUCUAUUAAACUGUAAACUAAAACACUGCAUGCAUUAAUGACUUACCAUCCUCCUUACCUCCAUCUUCAGCAGCUGCUUUCUCCAGUGAGGAUCUUGAGUGCGACUGAAGACUAAAUAGCGGCAAGCUGUCGGCCUCGCCCAAUAACAAUGGAUACGUAGCAGAAUCGAUCAACCACACGGAGGCUUCUCAUCUGUCAUACAGUACAUAAUGCAUUUUUAAUGGAUGCAAGUGGUCAACUCUUUUACCAAACAAGCUUCUCGUGAAAAGUGUAAUUUCACAUGUGUGUGUGUGUGUGUGUGUGUGCAAGAGAGAGAGCGAGAGAGGGCUUUAAUGUUUUGUUUUUUUUUUUCAUUUCCUUGUCUUCGUUUUACGUUUUGCUCCUGACAGAUCUGUAGGAGUCUUCACUAAAGCACUUUGUACUCAUUAGCUUCAGAUUGUAUCUACUAGUGGUCACUUUGACAGCACAAUUUAAUUUUAUUUAACCAUGAACGUCAAUGUAUUUAUGUUAAUAUGACUGGCCAAUGCAAAGAAAUGCAAAAUAAGAAAGUA